Pseudozyma hubeiensis SY62 is the source of this 3327-nucleotide messenger RNA. RefSeq lists its product as hypothetical. Lineage: Eukaryota; Fungi; Basidiomycota; Ustilaginomycetes; Ustilaginales; Ustilaginaceae. The transcript has a single exon. The coding region runs from base 1 to 3327 and encodes 1108 amino acids. The record is from RefSeq and is a predicted model, not a curated record.
AUGCUCCAAUUUCUCACCUCGUCCAAACGCCGCUCCUCAACCCCAAGCACCUUCUCCUCGCCCGCGCUUCCCGAACUCAGCAUAGACGCGUCGUUGCAGCGUCUUCAUCACCAAGAGGAUAUUUCCACCUCCUCCAUUUCUUCCGUCCAUCCUUCUCGGCAUUGGCUCCGUAAGGACCAAGCCAGCUCGUCUGAAGAAGAUGCAUAUUCACCGAUCAGGUCAGAUUCCGGUAAGGGGGAAGGAGAUCGUGCGUUCAGGUUUCCUCCUCUCCUACCUUCCGAUCCUCUAGAGCCAGCUUCUGCGACUCAUGCCCUCGGUCCACUAGAGGCAUCGGCAGAUCUGCAGGAAGCCUUGCAAGCUCGACCUCGCACCAGUCGAGGCUUGUCAUACCCCAAGCCUUUCUUGUCUUCAUCGCGAACAAGCUCGAUCAAUUCUAUCGCUGAAUUUGAUCACCAGCGCACACUCCCGGAUUUCGAAACCACGCAGCGCUCUCACUCUGCUCGCCACUCUUCUCAGCCAGUAUCACGGGGCCAAGAGGCAGUAAACUUGACUGCGAACGUCGUCGCCUCUGAACACCGAAGAAAGUCCACCAAAAACUCAUUGCGCGGCGUCGCCGAUUCAUCAGCAAGAGCUAUUCACGCCCCGGUGAAGAGAGCUGCUGAAAUAGUAAGCCAGUCAAGUCAUCUUCACGCAUCGCAGGUGCCAGAAAAUUCAAGUACAUCGUCAUCAUGGACGAUGCUUUUGGCUCCAAUUCAACCUUCACCGUCACCGAGAGUAGGUGAACAGCAAAACGAUGACCACAGCACUAUCCUUCUACCUUUGAUGUCUUCCUUUGAAGAUCAAGUAGAACAUCUCAGAUCACAACUUAUUACAUGCGAGCAGAGCAUCAACCAAAAUCGCAAGAUCGACCUGUUCCUGGAUCUGAGCUCCGUCUCCACCCUUUCUUCCGUCGGUUUGGCACAUCUGACGCCUCAGAGCUGGUCGAUCAUCUUCCGUCAACAUCUUCAAAAGCAAGAAGAAAAGGAUCAGCAGCCUCUACCGUAUCUGUAUCGAGAGACUGGACUUCCGAUCGUGGCUUUGGUGCGCUACAGCCUGGCCACAACAACUUCCGAGACACACCAAGGGAUCAGUGAUGGAGAAAGCAAAGACGGGAUGCCAAGCUUGCACUCGAGUCGAAAGCAAUAUCAAUCCUCAAGGAGAUCGAGCCGAGACAGUGUCUCGUCGGACACCGCAUCACUGUCCCCUCGUUCAACAAGGCCAACCAGCUUUCACAGCAGUCACGCGCGUGAACGCUCCGACUCUCAUCGACAUACCUCGCAAGAUGAUGGGGACUCUGAUCCGGAUCUAGGUGCUAGAUUCUGGACGCAGCUUCACAGCCUUGGACGACAGGUAUCGAGCGGAGACAGUAAAUUGACGAAUACCGAUAGACGUGGUGGACCAACCGUGUCGCUGUCUUCGACGGCCUCAGAUGCUUCCGUCUUUGAUUUCAGCCCGCUUGGCAUACUUGUGCCCACAGACACAGCAGUGGCUGCAGACCCACAGAAGAGGGACAUCCUUGGCGGUGAGAACUCGUCAAUACCGGUCGCUAAGGCGCAGAUAGCCUCGACUUCAAUGACAUCCGCGUCGGGUCCCCAAAGCACGACUCCCCUCUGGAAAAGGCGAAGAGCAUACAGCUCCAUGGUGCCUCUCACUGGCUGGAGAGCCGGCGACAACGAUCUCGAUUCGUUCGAAGGUCAGACUGGGGGCUCGGUUCAGAGGUUGCCGCAAGUCUUGCUUGUUGAGCCGGGAGAAGAAGCCAACGAUGAUGGACCAGGAGGUCAGCCAAGCGACUCAAUCACUCCUACGGUAACGACUUUUCAAGGUCGAACGCGAGCUCUGUCGCAUCAACUUCCUCAAAAGAUGCGAGAGGAUCCGAAUCGGUCUCGAAUGAUCGGUUCACGCUUGAACAGGCAAGAUAUCUGGGAUGAGGCGAUGUCACAGCUGAACGAGCGGCUAGGGCAAUUCCUCGAACAGUUUAGGGUCGUACCUCGGGGAUUGGUGGGUGGUCUUCCAUCUCCCAGGGAACCACAGUCUCGGGUUAAUUCUGAUGCUACAAAUGGAAGCACGCAGCCUUCUGGUAGCUCAUCCCGGCAAUCACACGCGAUUGACAGCGCAGAUUUAGUUCAACCAGAGGCAGGGAGCCUCUCACUUCCCGGACUCUUUUACGAUCCGUGGGUCGAGCAAGUUGACGGUGCUGUCGAUGGCCAGCUUGGACGGAGACGAUCGACAGCGAGGACCCCAGGCUCGCCUCUUGCAUGUGACAUAGGCAUUCGCGAGCACGACGAUGCAGCAUCAAAGACGUCCACACCAACUUCCGAUUGCACUGCAGUAGACUCGAUCGAGAGCGAACAACCUUUGCAAAGUCCGCAAGUGCUCGAACCACCACCGCUUGGCACUCGGGACAGAGCGUUUUCUCCUGCCGACUCGCUCGCUGAUUCGCCCAUCAACUCGCACGUCACCACUCAAGGAGAAGGCCAGAGCGGGUCUAUACAAGAUGCCACCUUAUGCAGAGGCACCAGGAGAACAGCCUCAGAGGACAUAGGGUCCGCCAGACCAUCCGGUACCGCUCUGGAACCUGUGUGGCUUAUGCGGUCGCAAAGCAUCAGCGUACCAGCUUUCUCUCAACCUGCGUUCAACGACACCGUUCAACGAUCGUACUCGUCGGCAGUGGCUGGGUCAAGCGAUCCGAUGACAGGGUGGGCCAACAUGGCCCAGCGGCUCCACUCGUCUGGCUCGAUGCCACGCUCGCAAAGCGCCGGCGUACCGGCCUUCGCGCAACCUUCAUUCAACGAUAUCAUCCACCGAUCACAUGGGGCAGCAUUGCCGCUGACAAGCGAUCCGAUGGCAGACUGGACAAAUGCGGCCGAGCGUCUAGACUCGCCCGGCUCGUUGCGACUGUUGUGCCUUGCUGCCGCCAAUUGGUCUCCGAACGCGGUUGAUGGUUCUGACGCGCAGAGAGCAAGGAAUGCUCCCAGACUGACUGCGCCAAUCAGCUCUUUGACUCGCUCUCGCUUCUUGGACGCUACGCAGGAUGACUCGGAAUCGGCUCGGCAGGACACACGAGCGACUAGCGAGCGCUCGAACGCACGCACAGAAGCAAUACCGAGGAGAGCGUUGUUGCGAGAUAGAGCGGCUACGCUCGCACCGAUCCACAUAACCCCACGGAACGCAUCAGCGAAUGAAGAGGCCCCGAGAGCUGCCAACGCUGUCACAGCAAGGAUGAAACGGUCGCUUAGCAACAUCUUUGAUCUGCCGUCUCCUGUAGCACUGCCUCCACGUAGGGAAUGA